Molecule: messenger RNA, 280 nt
Organism: Diceros bicornis minor
Lineage: Eukaryota; Metazoa; Chordata; Mammalia; Perissodactyla; Rhinocerotidae
Product: protein PET117 homolog, mitochondrial
Exons: 2
Coding region: 27-272 (81 amino acids)
Biological process (GO): mitochondrial respiratory chain complex IV assembly
Cellular component (GO): mitochondrion
Source: RefSeq, a predicted model, not a curated record
GAGGAGGUCGCGGCGCCGGCGGGGGGAUGUCGAGGAGCUCGAAGGCGGUGCUGGGCCUCUCGGUGGUGCUGACGGCGGCCACCGUGGCCGGCGUGCAUCUGAAGCAGCGGCAGGACCAGCAGAGGCUUCGUGACGGAGUGAUCAGAGACAUUGAGAGACAAAAUCGGAAAAAAGAAAACAUUCGCCUUUUGGGAGAACAGAUUAUUUUAACUGAGCAACUUGAAGCAGAAAGAGAGAAGAUGGUAUUGGCAAAAGGAUCUCAAAAAACAUGACUUGAAAU